Messenger RNA from Phyllopteryx taeniolatus (common seadragon), 1863 nucleotides. Its product is annotated as centriole and centriolar satellite protein ofd1-like. Lineage: Eukaryota; Metazoa; Chordata; Actinopteri; Syngnathiformes; Syngnathidae. Gene Ontology annotation, cellular component: ciliary basal body; centrosome. The record is from RefSeq and is a predicted model, not a curated record. Gene Ontology annotation, biological process: epithelial cilium movement involved in determination of left/right asymmetry. Gene Ontology annotation, molecular function: protein binding. The transcript has 2 exons.
AUGUUCUCAACCAGGGAGGAUGCUUUAUCUUCCAAUGAGCUGAGGGACAGGCUCUUUAAAAGAUUUAAAGAGAAGAGAGUGCAGGGAAUGCUUCAAGCCCAACUACGUACUCAACUUAUCAGGGAGUUAAAACCUCUACCAUUCACUAUUGAACCGGCUCCCAGGCCGGACCCCGUGAAAUCACGCUCUAUUUUGGUGCCAGCUUGUAACAUUAUUGUUGCUAAUCAUCUUCACUGCUCAGGGUAUGACUACACAUUUUCUGUGUUCUGUCCUGAAAGUAACCUGUGCACAGGGAAGAUUUUUGGGAAAGAAGACAUUCUUCAGCUUCUUGAAAUUAGUCCAUACUCGCCACUUUCCAGAUCUCUACUUUUCGAUGAAGAAAGCAAUAAUCAAGGGUUUUUAAUCAAGCUUCUAACAUAUGUGACCCGACGUCACGCAUCACAUCUUUACCAUGAUGCUUCAACUCAGACAGCCAGCAUCGUAAAUGGUGGUGAGUCUCUUGCUCAGAAGAUAAAAAUGAUGGAAAAUGAAUAUAAUGAUGGCAGUGAAGAUGAAAAGGUUUUAUCACAGUCAAAACUGGAGACAUAUAGAAGGGACAUUGAAACGCAGGCGCAGAUGGACGUCAAUGUAAAAAUGCAGUUUUUCGAAGAUGUUGAAAUUGCCAAGCAGAGGAUGGAAAUAAAGGUGCAGUUUCAAAAGGAAUUUGAUAAAGUGAGACAAGAACUGGAGAUGACCUCUGGAAUUAAGGCAAAGGCUUUAAAUGCCAAGGAAAAUAACAUGAUAGAUCGAUUAAAAAAAGAACAAGAGACUAAGGAAAACAAUGUCUUGGUCCAGAGACAAGAAUUGCUGACGGAAAUGGAAACACUGUUACACCAAGAAAAUGAGCUGAGGAAGCAAAUGGAGGCAUUUAAAGAGAUUUGUAAAAUACAUGAAGAGAAGGUCAACACCACCAAGGAAUUGUUGAGGAGGAGAGAGCUGGUGAUCAAAACAACGGAAGACACACAUGACCACAGGGUACAGAAAGAACUCUCCAAGUACGAGCUAGAGGUAAAGGAUGAAUAUUUCAAGAAAACAUAUGAACUCAAAGACAGCAAGCAGAGAAUGGAACUGGAAACCAUACGUGUCCACAAUGAGUUGGCUGAAAUCAGUGUGAAAGCAGAAGAUCACAGCAAAAUCGGCUCAGAGGUGAAACAGCUGCAGGAUGAAUUGAAGGCAGCACAGCAGACGACCUCUGUGCUGAAUCAACAGAAGGAGCUACUGAGGGACAAACUAGAGAGCAUGAGUGACUAUCCCAGAUUAUAAAGUGAGAAAGCAACACUGGAGGAGCGGGUGCAUCUUCUCGAGACACAGUUGGAGAACUUGAAGCGUAUGUGUGCAGACUUGGAGAAACCAUCUCAAGAGCAACAGGCUUUGCAGUCAGAGCUACGGAGGCUGCAAACUGAACACCAGCUGGAAAAAGAAGCAUUUAACAACCAGAAGCAAGUUCUGCAGGCACAGCUGUGGAUUAAGGUGGAGCAGUGUGGUCAGCUCAAGAUCCAACUUACAGAAUGUGAGGAGAAGUUACAGUGGUACACUGGUCAUGUUGAAGACCUACAGAAACGACUCCACCAAAAUCAAGAAUUCAAAAGAUGUCUCCAAGCCAUCUCCAAGUCUGACAAGCAGCCGUCUCAGAGUGUCAGCCAGUCGGUGGAGCGUCUCCACUUCUGCACACCGAAGCCCGUUAGUGAGGUCACAACCUGGCUGAGCUUCACUGUGACUGGCAGGCGGGAUGGAGCUGCUCAGCUUCUCUUGGCAGGGGCAGAAUAUAUCCAAAAAGGCUUUGACAGAAGCCAUCUGGCUCUGCUGCAGCUGGCUAACGUGUGA